Molecule: messenger RNA, 685 nt
Organism: Mandrillus leucophaeus (drill)
Lineage: Eukaryota; Metazoa; Chordata; Mammalia; Primates; Cercopithecidae
Product: fatty-acid amide hydrolase 1-like
Exons: 4
Coding region: 78-395 (105 amino acids)
Biological process (GO): fatty acid catabolic process
Molecular function (GO): amidase activity; fatty acid amide hydrolase activity
Source: RefSeq, a predicted model, not a curated record
CCAUCUAUGGCCAGACGUUGAACCCACUGAACUUAAAGAAGACAUGUGGGGGCUCCUCAGGGGGAGAGGGAGCUCUGAUGGCAGAAAGAGGGUCCAUCCUAGACAUGGGUACUGACACAGGUGACAGCAUCUGCAUAUCAGCCAGCUUCUGUGGUGUUUAUGGCCUCUGGACUGCAGGUUCCCACCUCAGCUACACUGGAAUUGCCUCUGCCAUCAAGGGGAGAAAAUUGGUGACCACAGUGGUGGUCCCCAUGGCCUGGGACGUGGAGAGCCUGGCGCUGUGCCUGCGAACCCUGCUGAGUGAAGACAGGUACCGACUGGACCCCACUGUGCCCCGGAUGCCCUUCAGGGAGGAGGUGAAGACCCCCUUACCCACCCCAGGCUACAGUGAGUGAGAAGCCCACAUGCUCAGUCCAGUUUGUUUCCUGCCCCUGCUGGACGCCAGCUGCUUUGGCCUCUUGGCUAUCUGGAGCCAUAGCUGUAAGUGCCCCCAAAGAGGGCCUCCAGUGCCAUAUACUCAACCCAUGCAGGCAGAAUACUCAGCAAGUGUGGUUCAGAGGAUGUGGCAUCCAGUUAAGCUAGGCUUUUAACCCUCUAGGUAACCCUGGCCAAGUCACAUCUCUUCUCUCGGCCUUAACCUCCCCAUCAGUACAAUAAAGAGGUUAGGCUGGGAGAUCACUCCACA